Messenger RNA from Rubroshorea leprosula, 1040 nucleotides. Lineage: Eukaryota; Viridiplantae; Streptophyta; Magnoliopsida; Malvales; Dipterocarpaceae. The record is from the annotation of a GenBank genome assembly.
AUAUCCGGCAGCUUCUUCCAAUUAGUGGUUUUCUCCACACCAUCUUUUUGCUCUGCUCCAUCUCUGGCAGCUUCUUGAACCGGGGGACAAGACACGCUGGACUCUAGCGGGGGAAGGCCAGAUCUCCGGUUGAGAGUCAUAUGGGCUAUAGACAAUCGCACCGGCAUCAAUCCCGCAUAGGGUGAUUAGUGUAGCUCAAAAAUUUGUUGGCUGUGGACUUCUUUUUGUGGCUUGCGUUUCCUUUGAAGAAAUUGAAGAUUGAGCUCCCACCCUAGACUGAUAUUGUGAAAACUGCUCGAUUCAAGGAGCUCCAAUACAUAUCUCAUAACAAGGCUGGUUGCUGUUGCAAUGCAGAAGUUUGUUGCGGAGGUGGCAAGUGGUGCACGUUAGUAUGAUACUAAAACUCUUUCUCUACACUUUUUCCUUUGCUUCCUCUGUUCCAUUUUUCGGGCUUACUGCAUAUGGUAUAUUUUGCUUGGCCUGAUAAGGCUGACAGUGUUUGCAAAAUUGACAGUAUCUCAAGAUAUUUGAUGCUAGAAGUAAUAAAUAAACUAAUUUCUUAUGCUUAAGCUCCAAGUCUCUAAUAUGAAUUAUGGAAUGAAUGUGAGAUGCAUAGUUGCUGUAGAGUUCUUCUCCAAGUAUGCUGUAAGUUCUUCUCCUUGUCAUCCUUGGUUAGUGGGUUAGUAAUUUCACCUUUAGGCAUUUUUCUUACAAUUUCUUCCCAUUCAUUGUUUUUCUAGCUUUGUGUCUUUGACCUUUUGGGUUUCGUACUAAAUAUAAGUUGAUUUUUCUUGCAGGAUAUGGAACUUGUGAGUUCCCAACAGAAUAUGGAAACUAAUUAAGAGUGAGAUUUGGUGAAGUUUCUUUGGGUAGUUUUAGAAAUUUUGUGUUAACUUCUCAAACGGUAUAUAGUAUGAUGAUUGAGGAGUAGGUGUGGUUGUUAUUUUUAUUUGAACAUCCUAGUUUUGUUUAUUCUCUAGCUAGUUUAUUCUCUAGCUAGUGGAUUGUGUGCGUAUCCAUAAUAAAUCCAUCUUUACAAA